Eriocheir sinensis (Chinese mitten crab) is the source of this 5300-nucleotide messenger RNA. RefSeq names its product ubiquitin-associated domain-containing protein 2-like. Bases 114 to 1121 code for a protein of 335 amino acids. The transcript is spliced from 8 exons. Gene Ontology annotation, molecular function: protein binding; serine-type endopeptidase activity. The record is from RefSeq and is a predicted model, not a curated record. NCBI's taxonomy places the organism in Eukaryota, Metazoa, Arthropoda, Malacostraca, Decapoda, Varunidae.
GGGAGGGGGAGGGAGAGGCGAGCCAGAGAGGGAGGGAGGGAGAGUGACCUGCAGGAGCCGCGGCUGGAGGCAAGGACUGACCGACCCACACUCGGACUGGCUUUACCGGGAACAUGGCGACGAUCCUCUCACAGUACAGCACCACGGGAUUUUACAAUGCACCAGUGAGCAAAGGCCUGAUGGGAUGCAUGUUCCUCACCUGCACCGCCCUCAACGUGCCGCUGCUGGCACACCUCCGCAAAUACCUCAUCUGCAAGUUGCCUGAUGUCUUCUUCAAGGGGGAGAUCUGGAGAAUAGCGUCAGCAAAAAUAUCUUUCGUCGAUACUAAGGAUCUUGUCUGUGGUUCAUUAUUAAUAUAUUAUUUCAGGGUGUUUGAGAGAAGGUAUGGGUCACACAAGUUUUCCUCCUUCUUGGUGGCCUCACAAGUCCUCACCACUGUGUUGGAGGUCCUCACCAUCCUCACACUGCAGUGGUUCGCCAUUGACCUCCACUCUGGGGGCUUCCUUCCACCAGGGCCAUAUGGUGUGAUAUUCCCUCUGUUUGUCAAUUACUUGUUUGACAUUCCCCGGGUGGCCCAAACCAGUGUGCUGGGCAUCCCCAUCACCGGCAAGACGCUCACGUACCUGCUGGGGCUCCAAGUCUGCUCCACCUCUGCAGCGACAGCCAUAUCAGCUUGUGCAGGCAUUAUAGCUGGGAUCUUCUACCGCUACAACAUCCUGUACGUGCAGCAGGUGCCAUGGGUGCCUGGGUGGCUGGCCCGGGGCGCCAGUGCCACCCUAGCCCGCCUGUUGGCCUCCCCACCCCCACCAGAAGGCCCUGCAGGUGCCACUCUGGAGCUGCAGCGUCAGGAGCAGAUAGAAAUGUGGGAACAGCAGAUGAUGAUGAACAGGGCGAGAGAGAUGCGCAACAGACCAGGGGCCAAUGGUGCCGUACAUCCCUUCAUGCAAAACUUUAUUGGCCGAAGGCAAAACAAUCCAGCCCAACCCAACCCUCCACCAACGGAGGAGCAAGUGCAGACACUGGUGGAAAUGGGCUUUGACCGGCAGAGAGUUAUCAACGCACUGCAGACAUGCAACAAUGAUGUCAAUACUGCCACACAUUUACUGCUUCAGGAGUCAUGAUAAACAUAGAUAUGUAGCUGUGUGCUCGAGUGCCUGUGUGCAUGCAUGUAUGUAUCCAGUGUGAAUGCUGCUUGCAUGAAAAUUUGCAUAUAAGCAAAUUGGAAGUUAUGUUGCAGCACUCGAAGCUGCCCACUUGUAUUGAAACAGUAAGGGUUCACUUACAGCCAGAAACAGUGUAAUAAAGAAUGAUACUCAACUUGUCUUGGGUCUGCUGGCUGGGCUCCAGCUGACUGAGUCAUUGUUCUUCCUAUUGUUUACAUUUUACAUUUAAGGUUGAUGGGUAUUGUUGAUGAUGUGUAGUUAUUUAUUAUAUUUAUUUUAUACUGUGCUGUCUGCAGUUGUAUUUAGUCUUCAUACCUGUUAAAAAAAAUGUGUUGAGUUCCAGGUAGCUGCAUACUUCACAAAUGUGUUCAUGCUAGUCACAGCAUGUGGAGAGAGGAAGUUCAAAUGACAAUAAGUUUAUACUUUUUUAUGACCUUGUGGAUGGGUGUCCACAUGUUAAGUAUUAUAGUAAGGUAAUAAGGAAGAGAAUAGCUUCAGAUCAUAGGUUCACUUACCACACUGCUGCUGAUCACCAGCUUGCAGUGUGUCAGGCUGUGUUUCUACUCCAGAGGAAACACUGAUGGACUUCCUCUUGUGUCUCCCAGCACUGAUAUGAAAGACAGACUUUCAGAACUGCGUGCUUGAACUGAAAGGUCUUGCUGCUGCUGCUUCAGUUGUGCUGCUCCAUUGUAUAGUUUUCAUUGCCAUGCUUUGUUCAGUGGAAGUCAGAACAUACAGUUAUUUAAUGUGCUCAUUUAUUUGUGUUAUUAGGUUCUUUUGUAUGAAACAUAUACAGUAACCGCCCGUUGUUCAACAUUUCGCUCUUUCAAUAUUUAUAUUUACAUACUAUUUUUUGUUGUUUCAACAUGCAGUCUUACCCUUUUUGACAUAUCAAUUUUCAUAUUGCAUGCCAGACUGGCCUGGGUGCCAGGAAGCCAAUCCAACUGAGUAGGUUUUAUUAGCUGGGCUGUCUCCUUUUCUCCCCUCUAUUUUUGUUUACUCUCUCAGACUUUGUCACCACCAUCAGAUAAUGAUGAAAGAUCACCAUCAGUAAAUAUUUUUGGUAAAAACUUAUCUUGUUGGUAAUGCAUUUUUUCACUUGGUAUUUCAUCUUCAUUGUCACUUUCUACAUUUUGAAUGAGCUUACAUUUUACUGACACUUUCUUAAAUAAUGAUUUUACACUUAGCCACAUCAUGACUGAAGGAUGGAAAGGGAAGAAGGUUGUCAGAUGAUGAGGACUUGUUGCCCAUGCUGCAUAGAAUCCUACUGAAGAUGGUGGGGAUAGAGGAAUAAGAUGAGAGGUUCCCCUACAUGGCAAUAAGGUUAGUUGAUGUCUACUGUGGCGAUAAAUUUCAUGAGACUCGUUUGAACUCUGCAGUCUGAUCAGCUGAUGCACUACCAAAAUGGGAGCCCCUCACAACAUUCCUGCAUCAGUUCCACAGCUUAUCUUGGCAGAUAAGCUGUGACUGUGUAUUGGAAGCAGCCACUAUUGAGGUUGAAGGAGAUAGGGCAUUACUGAUGGUGGCAUAAAUGAUAUGACACUGCCCACAUUCAAAUAGCUGUGGUUGGUGGUACAGUCCCUUUGCCCACCAUCUUUGCCCAAUGUUUACAUUCACCUAAAUGUCAAGCCAAGGUCACAUGAGUCACUGAUAGCCCUGUGCUAGGCAGUAUUCUGCAGGGUGGAGGCUGCCCCAGUCUUGCUCACCAAGAGAAAGUGGCCACAUUGCAGAAAGAAUUGUCCACCCAGUCUGAGGCAGAUCCUGCCACAAGCCUCAAAAUAACAAAUGUCAGGAGGGUUGGCAAGUCAAAGGUUGACACAUUCUGGCUAAAUACUUGGCCUGUACAAGUAAUUGGUGAAAGACUCGCCUCAUCGUUGCAACCACCAUAAAAAUUUGUUUGCCUCAAACUCUAAGUUCAAGCAAGGGUGCGGGUCUCAUCAAAUUUAUUAGUGUUCAGCUCAUGAUCACAAUUUUCUCAGAUAACUGUAAUGUUAUAUUUUUAAGCUGUAGUAUUCUCUUUCAUUAUUUAUAUGCCUUAAUACUUUAGCUCAGCUAGUUUUGAAGAGUACUGACCUUCAUUAGCUUCUGCUACCCAAGCAUGAUUUGCCCAGGGAAACACAGUGCCAUCCUUGGCAGGGAUGAGUGGAAUGGGCAAAUUUGGGGCCCUUUUUUUCCCAGGAUGGGCAUCCAGCCUGGACAAAACUUUCCAGCUUUCCAUGACUAGUGUAAGGACAUUUUAAUGCUCCACCACCCACCUUCCAUGACCCGUGAGGCUCACACCACCUUCUUGCACCACAAGUUGGGCCAAGAUGGCAGCAUUAGUUGAACUGUUCAGUGAAUGGUGUCCAAGUGAAUACACUCCAGGUGAUGGAGCCACCCCUGACAAAGCAGCUGCCAGGAAUAUUUCAGAAGAAUUCAGGAAUUUUUUUGUUUUCCUUUUUUAUUAAACUUUUAAAAAGGUGGUUAGGAACGUAACUUCCUUAUUUCUAUAUAUGAGAAAAAUAGGUUCAUUAUUCAAUAAAUUCAUUAUUCUAUGGAACACAAGUCUGUUGAACAGCGGGGGUUCCUGUAUCCCAUUGAAAUCAAGGUAUCUUGAUGAGAGGGGCUGACAAAAUAUUCUUUCUCAUUUUAACUACUACAUUUUUUUAUGAUCGAUUUAUCAGAAAAUAUAUGUUUAUCAGUAUGGUUUGAUGUGGGAACAAUGCCAUUUGCUCAUUAAACAGGUAAUUGUUACUUUCAAUGAACAUGUGUAAUGCAUGUUGCUCAUCUUCUGAAUCAGAGACUUCCAUAGUCAAGGAACUCUUGAAGCAUCCACAUCAUGCAAACACCCUUUUAUUUUUCAUAUUUCCAAGCAUGCACAACAAGCCUAGGACAAAAAUGUAGCAGCACAUCCCCACUCACUCACAUGCCAUAUCACAUCACUUAGCAGCAAUUUUCAAAAGUGACAGUCAAGGGUUAUCGGGAGCUUUGGGUUAUUUUUUUAUUCAAAGGAUCAAUUGUUUAAAUCUUCCAAGUUGAGAGUUUUUUCUAUAUGUAAUGUUCCAUGGUUGUGUGUAUGGAGGUAUAAUUGGAAAGGGGCAAUAGUGGACUACUGUGCUAUGCUAUUGUGUUAUAUUGAAAAAAUUGAAGAGAGGCUGAAGUAUGCAAGAUCAAGGACAAGAAGAAAGUGAAGCCUCUUUUACCAUAGGCAUUCUUUUGAGAGUUUCAAAUACAAAGGUAAUAAAAUAUGUCAACAUCUAUGCAACAUGUUUAUUUCAGAAAUAUUAUGAAGAUUUGUGUAUGAUACAGCAGAUGAAGUUUUAAAUAUUCAUCAAAAAUGUAAAACCAGGAAAAUUGUGUCAUGAGUUUUGUUGAAUUUUGUUGUGUAAUAAUUUUAUCAUUCAUUAAAUCAUAAAUCAUCAUCAUCAUCAUCAUCUUUAUGUAAAGUAAAAUAAUACUAAUGUUUGACCUAAAAAUGUGUGGCUCUUGAAUAACGGUGAUUUGCGAUUCACUUGCUGUAACCGUGGUCAUGGCCGUGGCUUUUUCAAUACUGAAAGACCAUUGUCAUUGUUUCAGCCCAAAAGUCCAUGCUGAGUUCAGGCACAGAGUGAGAUUACAAAGUCUUGUUCUAGGACCUGCAUUUCUUGAUUUUUUUUUUUUUUUUUUUUUUUUUUUUUUUUUUCCCUCGUCAUUUUACAGUGCACAUUCAUAGAACAAUUACUUUGGCUUCCACAGUGAAUGUAGUGUGUGUGUGUGUGUGUGAGAGAGAGAGAGAGAGAGAGAGAGAGAGAGAGAGAGAGAGAGAGAGAGAGAUUGUAUUCAUUAUUUUGAAGAAAAAAGAAAAGAAAUCUCCAUUACUUUUUAGUAAGAUGCAGAUGCAAUGAAAAAGUGUGUGUGUGUGUGUCUGUGUGUGUUUAUAUACAUAAAAGGCAGCUGUUGGCUGCAGGGAGUUCUAACAAUUGUGUGUUAUAUAAAGUCAGAACAAUGCAGAAGUGAAGAAAUAAAAUGUAUGUAAGUUGUAUUUUACAGAAAAAGAGCAUAAAUAUUUGAAGGAAAAAAAUGUAAUGCUGGAAGUAAUGACAGAAUUUUCUUCUACACACACACACACACACACACACACACACACACACACACACACACACACACACACACAAACAC